AUGACUCAAAGUAGGCUUGUUGAGUAUUUUGUCAAGAGACGUGAAAAGAUCCAAAAAGCAAUGGCAAAAGGCUGGAGAAUUGCAAAAAAGGUUGAGGAUGUCAUACAAAAGAAUGAUCAGUUAACGGUUAGUCUCCGUGUGCGUGUUUUUGAUAGAGAGCUGCAGUUGUUUGAAGUUGAGGAUGCCUACAAUCAAUCUACACAUGAUGCCGGCGACAUAAUGAGGGUGGACUUGCUUAAUCGCAAAUGUCAAUGUGGACAAUUCACAGCUAGAAGAUUUCCUUGCAGUCACGUGUUAGCGGUGUGCAAGGUAGAAAAAUUGAACCAUUAUGACUAUGUCGAUCCUGUGUUUUCAAUGUCACAAAUUGACAAGGUCUAUGCUGCACAUUGGUAUCCAAUGGGUAAUGAGUUGUUGAUUCCACAAAUAGAUGGCCCAACUAUUAUCCCAAAUUCAUCUUUGGUACGUGCACAAGGAAGACCGAAGUCUUCAAGGAUACAGAAUGUGAUGGAUUGGGUUGAGUCGCAACCCACAAGCAGUCAGAGUAGAUGCAGCACCUGCAAACAAAUUGGUCACAAUAAACGUACAUGUCCUAUGAGGAUUAGACAAAGUUGA
Gastrolobium bilobum is the source of this 612-nucleotide messenger RNA. RefSeq lists its product as uncharacterized. The coding region runs from base 1 to 612 and encodes 203 amino acids. Gene Ontology annotation, molecular function: zinc ion binding; nucleic acid binding. Lineage: Eukaryota; Viridiplantae; Streptophyta; Magnoliopsida; Fabales; Fabaceae. The transcript has a single exon. The record is from RefSeq and is a predicted model, not a curated record.